AGUUGUGCAGUUGACGUUUGUCACAACUUUUGGUGGUUGAUUGGCGUUAAUGGCACGGUUUUAAAUUGAUUAACAAUGAUUAUUACACUAUUUUAGCAUUUCAGACGUUGAGAAUUACCACAUUUCACCGGUUACGUGGCGCCAAAAUGAAUUGCACGCAAUUUUUUCUGUUUGUGAUAAGUUUCUGUGUUUCGAGAUGUUAUUCGUUUUAUGUUCCGGGGAUGGCACCGGCUGAUUUCAAAGCCGGUGAUCCGAUCGAAGUCAAGGCUGUGAAAAUGACGAGUAUCCACACGCAAUUGCCGUACGAGUAUUACUCUCUUCCGUUUUGUUUACCUAAAGGUGGUCUAAACGCGAUACACUACAAAUCGGAGAACCUCGGGGAAGUACUAAGGGGUGACAGGAUUGUCAACACGCCGUACGACGUGAAAAUGGCAGUGAAUACGCCCUGUACGCUGUUGUGUAAUACCCCCAAAAAUCCGAUUAAUUGGAGCGUGGGGGAGUCCCAGAUUGUGGUGGAUCGGAUCCAACACGAGUACUUCGUGCAUUUACUAGUGGACAAUCUCCCGGCUGCUACGCCUGUUUUGAACCCCGAGACGAACGAAAUCCAGUACGAGCACGGCUACAGGCUGGGUAAUUCGGUCGGUGAUCGCAACUACAUCAACAAUCACCUCAAGCUCACCCUUUUGUACCACAACCCGACCCCGGAGAUUUACCGCGUGGUUGGGUUCCACGUUGAGGCCAAGUCGAUCCACAUAGAUGAGUACACAUUUGUCGAUAAGACGUGCUCAUUCCCCAAAAAGCCGAUACCCCAGUUGAUUGACCCCCAAAUUGUGGACACCACCACUGGCACCCAGCUAUUUUUCACGUAUGAGGUCCAGUGGGAGCCUUCGAAAAUUAGUUGGGCGUCACGUUGGGACACAUACCUUGCAAUGAGCGACGUCCAGAUCCACUGGUUCUCGAUCAUAAACUCCAUUGUUGUGAUUUUCUUCCUUUCUGGGAUUCUCACAAUGAUUAUGGUGCGGACUUUGCGGCGAGACAUCGCCAAGUACAACGCUGAUGAGAGUUUUGACGAGACGAUUGAGGAAACGGGCUGGAAGCUAGUCCAUGGAGACGUGUUCCGGCCACCGAAAAACUCGCGAUUGUUUGCUGCCGUUGUCGGAUCCGGAAUCCAGAUUUUCCUAAUGGCUUUGAUCACUCUUUUUUUCGCCAUGUUGGGCAUGCUAUCGCCCGCAUCUAGGGGGGCUUUAACCACAGCUGCCAUUUUCCUCUACAUGUUCAUGGGUCUGGUUGCUGGGUAUUUUUCGGCGCGUCUUUACAAGACCAUGAAGGGGCGCGAAUGGAAACGGGCUGCUUUUCUCACGGCCACCCUGUACCCAGCUAUCGUGGCCACGUCCUGCUUUUUCUUGAAUUUUUUUAUUUGGGGCAAAGCCUCAAGCGGGGCUGUCCCUUUUGCGACGAUGAUUUCGCUACUGACGAUGUGGUGUUUCAUUUCUCUGCCCUUGGUAUACCUGGGGUAUUAUUUCGGGUACAGGAAACAACCUUACCAACACCCGGUCCGGACCAAUCAAAUUCCAAGACAAGUGCCGGACCAGCAUUGGUACAUGAACCCGAUUCUGUGCACUUUAAUGGCCGGGAUUUUACCUUUUGGUGCCGUCUUUAUUGAGCUAUUUUUCAUAUUUACGGCAAUUUGGGAGAACCAAUUUUACUACCUGUUUGGAUUUUUAUUUUUGGUGUUUAUCAUAUUAGUCAUUUCGUGCUCUCAGAUCUCCAUAGUUAUGGUUUAUUUCCAACUGUGCGGCGAGGAUUAUCACUGGUGGUGGCGAAGCUUCAUCGUUUCCGGUGGCUCGGCUUUGCACAUUUUGGGCUAUUCCUUGUUUUAUUUUAUAACGAAACUACAAAUAACCGAAUUUAUACCGACUUUGUUGUAUUUUGGAUACACGGGACUCAUGGUUUUGACGUUUUGGUUGCUCACCGGAACGAUCGGAUUUUUUGCGGCUUAUGCAUUCGUCCGGAAAAUCUAUUCAGCUGUUAAAAUCGACUAAGUGAGUGGCUUGAUGGACCCACCGCGGACGAAUUAUUUUAGUUUGUGUCUUAUCUUUUCACUUUAGUGGACGUUACGAAUAGCUGGGGACAUUCAGAGUCGAAUUCGUUGGGCAUUCUCAGCAAUUCUAAACAUACUUUACUUACUUAAUUUAGUCUUAAUUUAUUAUCACACCGGAAAUUAAUAUUUUUAUAGGUCAAUUGGCACCUUGUACAGACGGUAAUUAUUUCCGUUAGUGUUUUUUUUUUUGUAAUAACUGUAUAUAAAAAUUAAUAAAAUGAUUUUGUGUAAA
Messenger RNA from Tribolium castaneum (red flour beetle), 2333 nucleotides. It is a transcript of the gene TM9SF4, whose product is annotated as Transmembrane 9 superfamily protein member 4. Gene Ontology annotation, cellular component: membrane. Gene Ontology annotation, biological process: protein localization to membrane. Lineage: Eukaryota; Metazoa; Arthropoda; Insecta; Coleoptera; Tenebrionidae. The transcript is spliced from 7 exons. Bases 147 to 2042 code for a protein of 631 amino acids. The record is from RefSeq and is a predicted model, not a curated record.